Messenger RNA from Scophthalmus maximus (turbot), 4680 nucleotides. RefSeq names its product solute carrier family 26 member 6. Gene Ontology annotation, biological process: transmembrane transport. Bases 546 to 2645 code for a protein of 699 amino acids. Lineage: Eukaryota; Metazoa; Chordata; Actinopteri; Pleuronectiformes; Scophthalmidae. Gene Ontology annotation, molecular function: chloride transmembrane transporter activity; bicarbonate transmembrane transporter activity; secondary active sulfate transmembrane transporter activity. The transcript has 21 exons. The record is from RefSeq and is a predicted model, not a curated record. Gene Ontology annotation, cellular component: membrane.
GAGAAAAAAAAGACUGAUGCAAUGACUCGGCUCUCUUAAGACUGACAGGCUUGGGAGUAACAUCACUGCCAUCUGACAUCAGAUACCUGGCCAAAGAGAAGCAUUUCCAGCCAUCGCAAUACAGAGGUCUUAAGGUACAGCCCUGGAGUAGAGAAUCCUCUCUUGGAUAUGAAGGAGAGCCUAAGCUUCAUCUGUUAGCUGCAACAACUGCAUAAGAAAUUACCUUUUGCUUGAUACCAGUUGUACAGCAGAUUGAAUUUGAGGCUCGAGGACUCCUGCGUACAGGCAGGAUUCUUUCUUUGUUAAAGGAGAUAUGACAUUUCAUGACUUAGUUUUUUUAGUUUAGGUGGAAGAUAUUCAUUACUGUCCUGACCAGAGACAGAUUCAUCUGAACAGGAAAACAGACAAAAGGCAUCAGGAUUCAAGACGUUACAUCACAAUAACCCAAGUGGUUAAUCCCAGCACUUCAGUGGGUUCUGGGAUUUUUGUAGCAGCCACUUUGAAUACAGCUGGAACACAAGUUUAUGUUACAGCUGGUGUAAGCCAUGGAAGACCAGACGGGCUACAGUGUCCACAGGAAGAUCCUGGAUGAAGGAAGUGUGGAUGAGAUGGCAGAAAAGUCUGAGUCAAAAACCCUUCUGUCUGAGAAAGUCAGAAAGUCAGUUAGGUGUUCUGGUCCCCGGUUGAAGGAAUGCCUGCUGAGAAGUGUUCCUCUGUUAUCAUGGCUGCCGCGAUACCCUAUCAGAGAAAACGCCCUCGGUGAUAUGAUCUCUGGAAUCAGUGUGGGGAUCAUGCAGCUACCACAGGGUAUGGCCUAUGCCUUGCUGGCAUCAGUUCCUCCAGUCUUUGGCCUUUACUCCUCCUUCUACCCCGUCCUCAUCUACUUCAUCUUCGGCACCUCCAAGCACAUCUCAAUAGGAACAUUUGCAGUGAUAAGUGUGAUGAUAGGAGGAGUGACAGAACGAUUAGCUCCAGACUCAGACUUUAUGAUAUGGGACAAUGUGACCAACUCCAGCAACGUUGACAUCAUCUCCCGGGAUGCUGAGAGGGUCCGAGUGGCUACGGCUGUCACCUUCCUAGCUGGAAUAUUCCAGAUUUUGCUCGGUCUGGUCAAAUUUGGCUUUGUGGUGACAUACUUGUCUGAACCUCUGGUCCGAGGUUACACCACUGGAGCUGCCAUCCACGUCAUCGUGUCCCAGCUCAAAUACACCUUUGGCAUCAGCCCUGUGAGAUACAGUGGACCGUUGUCAUUGAUAUAUACUGUGCUAGAAAUGUGUUAUCUCAUUCCAGAGACAAACAUUGGUACUCUGGUUGUUAGUAUUGUCACCAUAAUCAGCCUUAUCCUCACUAAGGAGCUCAAUGCGUACUUGAGUAAAAAAAUUCCUGUUCCUAUACCUGUGGAGCUGCUUGCUGUCAUUAUUGGUACAGUCGUCUCCUGGCAAGUUAACUUGGGGGAGAAAUAUGGAGUGGAUGUGGUGGGAAUUAUUCCAUCAGGUUUCCAGCCACCUGUUUUCCCAGAGGUGUCUUUGUUUGGACAGGUGAUAGGGGACGCCUUUGCUCUGUCUGUGGUUGGCUAUGGUAUUGCCAUUUCACUGGGACGAAUCUUUGCUCUGAAAUAUGGAUACAAGGUGGACAGCAAUCAGGAACUAAUCGCCUUGGGUCUAAGUAACUCAUUUGGAGGAAUUUUCCAGUGUUUCGCCAUCAGCUGCUCUAUGUCUCGCAGCAUGGUUCAGGAGAGCACAGGAGGGAAAACCCAGGUUGCUGGGGCUCUAUCAGCAAUUGUGAUCCUCUUUAUCGUGCUUUGGAUUGGGGCUCUCUUUGAAGAUCUGCCCAAGGCAGUGCUGGCUGCCAUCAUCUAUGUCAACCUCCAUGGCAUGAUGAAGCAAUUCUUGGACAUCCCAGUUCUGUGGAAAAAAAACAAAGUAGACGCGGCAAUUUGGGUGGCAACCUUCAUCCUCACCGUGCUGUUGAACCCUGACAUUGGACUGGCUGCUUCCAUUGGCUUCUCCAUGCUCACUGUCAUCUUCAGGACACAGCUACCAACUUAUUCCCUGCUAGGGCAGAUCCCAGGCACUGACAUUUACAGGCCACUGGAGGACUACAAUCAGGUGACGCAGGUGCCAGGGAUUUUGGUCUUCCGUUCCUCUGCCACACUCUACUUUGCUAAUGCAGAGAUGUAUCAAGAUGCCGUGGGGAAGAAGUCUGGCAUUGACAUCGCCAAGAUCUUGUCAGCAAAGAAGAAACAAGAGGCCAAACGGGAGAGGAUUGAAAAGGAAAAUGCCAAGAAAGCCAAGAAGAAAGGAGUAAAUAUGGAGCCAGAGCAGAAGGACAUUGCCUUCGUUGAGUUGGAAGCUGAGCCUGAGCCCUCACACCCUAGAGCCAUCAUCCUUGACCUCAGCCCUGUCAACUUCCUGGAUACUGUGGGGGUCAAGGCGUUACAAAAUAUCCAGAGAGACUAUGGACAAAUUGGUAUAGAGGUGGUUCUCGCUGGCUGCCAAACUGGCGUGGUGGACAACCUGCAGACCGGAGGGUUCUUCAGUGACAAAGUGACAAACUCCUGUUUGUUCGCCACCAUCCAUGAUGCCGUUCUGUACUGUCAGUCUGCCAGAGCACAAGAAGAGGGGGCCGCAAUGACGCAGUUCUGAGUCCUGAGAGGAAAGAGGAAGGAUAAUAUGAAAAGAGAGACACUGGUUUUAUCCGAUCUGGGACUUCUGUCUGUCACAAGCAUAGACAUACAUGCACACACACACACAAACACACACACACGCACACACACACACACACACACACACACAGUGGACAAAGCAACAAAAUGCCAAAAAAGGAAAAUACACUACACAUUUGCAGUAACACAAACACACUCAGUCACGCAGAAAAUGACACAAACAUACACACUUGUAGUCAAUGCUUAGUAAUGCAUAUUGAUAGUCUUCUCUGAUGUCUUGUUAGCCAACUUUUUAGAAUGAAGUUAUUAUAUUACAAUGCCAUUUAAUCAGCAACUGCAUAUUUGUAUCAACCAUGUAUUUAUGGAAAUCUAGUGAAUGAUGCAUACCGUGUACACGCGCUGUAUAUAUGGGAAUACCAUGUUUACAUUUAAAUAUGUUACUACUGCCUGUUGGUGCUGUUUUUUAGCCAGCUUGCCUUUUUAAAUGACGAUUUAAAAGCACUGUUUUAAGGCAAAACCAGCUUGCAUAAAUAUUACAUUUUAACAUACUUUUCUACUCCUACUCAUUGAUGAUCUCUGACCCUUGGUGACCUUGCUUUUGAGAUUGUGAUAAUGGUGGGAAUACAAUAUUUAUUGGUACCAUAGAUUGUAGGGAUGACGCAUUUCCACUUCAUCCCGUUUUACAAAAAUGAAGCCUGGAUACCGGUUCCGCUAUCUUGCAUUUUGUAAUUUGAAUCCAGAGCCGCCGAUACACGCGCUUGACAAACCGCGAAUCAGUCUCAGCUGUCACCAUGACUUUCAUCCCAUUUUAUAGCAUCAAAUAAUAAUAGAGACCAAAUUUUGGAAAAAUAUGCUUGACCUGCUGACGUGAUGUCCAUGUCGCAUACUAUUCAUCUGUUGACAGUGUGUUGGACAUGGGGCACACUGAAGAAGUACCCAGAUUUGAAAGACUUAGGGUUUUCUUUACUGGAGGAACACAAUGGCCACACUCAAAAGCAUCCCAAUUCGUUUCUUCAGGAUUCUGCAUAUCAUGUGAGACAUAUCAAUGAAAAAAGUACCAAGAUUUAUUAAACAAAAUAGGGUUUCCAUCUCCUGAUGAAGUGUUUGAUUGUGAUGCCCGUCAGCCGACAGGCAGAUGUUCCGCAGCUUCCAAGUCUUACGCCCGUUGAAAUUCCAGACCUUGCAGAAAAGACAUAUACCUCCUAUUAACUACUAUUGCUUUUCCUUCUCUGUGUGAUGACAUGUAUUUUAUUUGGUCCAUCGCUAAAUCCGGCCUUGCAUCAGAAUGAUUUCAUGUGGUUGUCCGGUACAUCAGCUCCAUAUUAGCAAAUAUUCCUGUUCCUUCAGUUUACUUUUCACCUACGGACACUUUUUCCCCAAAUGCCUUGAGACGUUUUGAAAACUCAUCAGCAUAUUCAGAUGUCAUAGCAAAGCUUUCGUUCUUGCAGAGUAGGGAUAUGUUGCCCCUUUCCAGAUGCACUUGCCUGAGCAAACAUCGUUGGUAGUUGGUAGUAAUCCUCUACACAAAAAUGACUAGUCGGGGAGGAUCUGUUAUGUCUUUUGUUUUAUUGCAGGCCAGAGAGAAAAACUUCUUGUGAAGUCCUUCUGUGAUUUUUCAACAUCUUGUGCAAUACCAGUAUUCUGCUCUGUCGGUUGGAAUGACGCUCGAUGUCGAUCUUUUUCAUCACUCCAACCACGCCCCUACAAACUGGGCACACUGGUUUGAGAUUCACCAUGACACGUCGGCAAGUUUCCCCUAUGUGAGUGAUGUGUUGUGAGGGGACCACCCUGAAGGACAUGUUCUUUUCUUUUAUUACAAAAAGUAAUUGCUGAGAUUUGCAUUCCUUGGUUGUUUCUUUAAUUCGUGAAUUGCCUCAUUGGCUGGAUGACUGGAUGAAUUUGUUUUUUGACAAUUGCACUGAUCUGUUCAUUCAUGAUCAUGAAAAAUAAUGAUCAGUGUGUGGAUCUCUCCUCUAAUAAAAGAGAUAGUAUUACAUUUGUAUUACUAUUCAUCA